UUGGUGCAUCGCUCUGGAAGAGGAAAAAGAUCGCGAAGUGAGGUCCUCAUCCGCUCUGCGCUUCAGCACCACAAUGCUGCCGAAUGCCGCAUAAGAAAGAGACAGAGAGCGUAAGACAAAGACGAAGCUCCGGAUUUUGACUUUCUUGCACCGGCUGUGUCUACUGUCCUGUCCCGGCUUGGUGCAUGGUGUUGCAUGGUGGAGGUGGUGGUGGGUGUCCCGCAUGGAGACGCUCCGAGUAGGUUAACAAGAGACAACUGCGGAGGAACCUGCGCCGGAGCCUCUGUCGGGAGGCAUCCGCUGUUUUGUCCCCAGAGCCGGCCUUGCAUGGAGGACACGCCAUGGCUACGUUUGUGUGCAGGGUGCAGUUCUUAGAUGAUACUGAUCCAUUCAACAGCACCAACUUCCCGGAGCCCAGCAGACCUCCAGUGUACACAUUCAGGGAAGAUAUUCCGCUCAUCAAUCAAAUUGCUGGAGUGCACAGGCUGCUAAGAGCCCCGCAUAAGCCUGAUGACUGUGCACUUCAGUUGUCUCAUAAUGGGAGCUAUCUGGACUUGGAGUCGACGCUGGCAGAGCAAAAAGACGAACUGGAGGGAUUUCAAGAGGAAGGAGGGAGAGGCAGAAAACACAACCUCAUACUUCGAACACAGCUGUCAGUCAGGGUCCACGCUUGCAUCGAAAAACUCUACAACUCCAGCGGAAGGGAGCUGAGGAGAGCCCUCUUUUCCCUCAAGCAAAUCUUUCAGGAUGACAAAGAUCUGGUGCAUGAGUUUGUGGUGUCCGAGGGACUGACUUGUCUGAUCAAAGUGGGUGCUGAAGCUGACCAGAACUACCAGAAUUACAUCCUCAGAGCUCUUGGACAAAUCAUGUUGUUUGUGGAUGGCAUGAAUGGCCUCAUUGCGCAUAAAGAAAUAGUCCAAUGGCUUUACUCCCUUGCCGGAACCAAGUUCCGUCUGGUGGUGAAGACUGCGCUAAAGCUCCUGCUGGUGUUUGUGGAAUACACAGAGUCAAAUGCCGCCCUGUUCAUUCACGCCGUGAACGAUGUGGAUGCCAAAAGAGGCACAAAAGCAUGGGGGAACAUCAUGGAGAUCCUGAAUGAGAAGGACGGAGUGGAUACAGAAUUGCUGGUAUAUGCAGUGACACUCAUCAACAAGACACUGGCCAGUCUGCCUGAUCAAGACUCUUACUAUGACAUGGUGGACUGUCUGGAGGAUCAGGGUAUUGAGGCCUUGGCACAGAGGCACCUGAGCAGGAAGGGCUCUGACCUUGACCUUGUAGAGCAGUUAAACAUCUAUGAGACGUGUCUCCGCCGUGAGGACGGUGACGAUGAAACACAGUUGCCUCCGAGCGGCAAGAAGGAGCGCCGGCGGGCGAGCAUGGGUGGUACCAACGAGCGGCGCGGCCUGGAGAGACGACGCAGCCGGAGGCAUUCUCUCCAAAACAACAGAAGUCACGGCCCGGCGCCGGCAUCGCCAUGCGGCGCCUACACUCAUGGAAGCAGCCACCGGCCAUUUGGUGGCCAGCAUGUUGAAGACAUCCGCGAAAGUGAUGAGGAGGAAGAAGGACAGGAGGCGGAGGAUGAAGGAGAGGAGGAUGAGGAGGACGAGGAUGAGGCAGAUGGUGAAAAUCAUCCAGUCAUUGAGUCCUCUAGGCAGGAUGAUCACAGUCUGACAGAAGCAUCUCACACUCUUAGAAAGACCUGCUGGGCUGAAAGGGUUAGUUCCGAUGGAGCACCACAGCCAGGCAUGAACCAGACUCCAACAUCACCCAUCCAUCGCUUUACUAGUACGGCAACCUGCACCCCAGAAUCUAAAACUGAAAGACCUGCUUUAGGAGGCUUGCUGAGCUCCUCGUACAGGCAGCAUCAGGACUCCUUGGCUGCAGAGAGGGAGAGGAGGCGCAUGGAACGAGAGGAACGACUACAGAGGAUCGAAAGGGAGGAGAGGGACCGCUUUAAUCGAGACUAUGUUGACAAAAGGGAAGCGGCAAGACAAGCCAGAGAGGAAAGAUACAAGGCCGUGGAGAGGCUAGCGGCCGAGGAGUGUGAGCGAGAGCGGACCAGGGUGCCCCUAAGAGGACGUACGGAGAUCACACUGUGUUUAAGUUCCAACCCCGCCGUCCGCUCGGCCUCCCGUUGUGUCACCACUUCAUCUAUUGCCUCACAACAAGACAAGACGUCAGGACACGAAUCUAGCCCGCAGUCAAAACCUGACUCCCCAACAAGAACAAAUUGUCCAGCAUCAGAGUUAACUGAAUCAGAACUUUGUCCCUCACCUCCCUCGCAACCAAAUAUGGCUGCAAAAGAGCUGCCAGCAGACGCGGAGGAUGUUUCUUACACUCAACCAGUCGAGAAAGUAGCUAAAGAACCAGAGGGAUGUGAAGAGGGAGGAGUGGAAAAUGAAGAGAGGCAGGAAGAAGGAAAGCUUGAGGAGCAAGAGCAAUAUGAGACUGGGAGAGAAGUACAAGAGCAGGUGGAGGUGGCGGAAGUGGUUGAUGAAGUGAAGGUAGCUGAGGUAGCACAGGUAGCUAGCACAGCCGCCGAAGUGGGUGUUGAUUUCGAAGAGAAUUGCGAGAGGGUUCCGACGAUCGACACGGAGGUCGAGGAAAGUAUUGUGCUGAGCGAGAAGGAGAGACAAAACGAGGAAGUGAACGAGAAGGACAACUGCUCAGCAUCCAGCAUCUCCUCCACCAGCAGCACUCUGGAGAGAGAGGAGCGGGAGGAAAAAGUCCAACAUGACUUUGAAGCAGGCCAGUGGAGCCAGUGCUUCAAAGUCUCAGAUGACAACGACAUCCUCAACAACAAGCGCUUCAUGCUGGACAUGCUCUAUGCACACACGUCCAACAAGGAGGAAAACAAUGGAGGAGAGACAGAAAAAGAAACUGAAUGCAAAUGUGAAAAAGACCCCGAGGUGGCUGACCCCGAGGUGGUGAGCUUGGCCAGCAGGAUCUCCACACUGGAGGCUGACAGGCAAACCAGAGAAGAAAAUGUGAAUAAAAUGGAGGUGGGCAUUGGCGACAAACAAGGCACUGUGCGCGCCGUGGCAGAGAAAUUUGGUGAUUUAGUCAAAGGUCUGACAUGGCCGACUGAAGUGGAGGCAUCAAAGGAGCCGCAGCACGCUCUGAGCGACAAAUCCUCCAGCAGCAUCCCAUCGACCCAGAAGAAGGAAUCGGACCAAAUCUGGGACCAGCUCAUGGCUACGCCCAGGGAGCUGCGCAUCAAGGAAAUGGAUUUCACCGACCUGCAGGAUGAGGAUGACCUGAACGUUUUAGAUAUGGACGGUGUGGUGGGGUUUGGUGACCAAGUCCCGCCGCCGCCUCCCCCACUGUGCAAUGCUGUUCUCCCGCCACCACCACCCCUAUUUGGGUGCCCUCCGCCUCCUCCCAUCCUUGGCGAAAUGGUGCUCCCACCUCCACCCUCCAUGCCGCCUCCUUCUCCUGAGCUGAAUCGGGACGGUCCUCAUUUCCUCAAGAAGAAGAAGACAAUUCGGCUCUUCUGGAAAGAGGUGCGCCCGGUGCAAUGGCAGUGCAAGAGCCAUAAGUUCUGUAAGGAGUCCCUGUGGUCCAAACUAGAGCCACUUAAACUGGACACAUCCAAGCUGGAACAGCUGUUUGAGUCCAAAUCCAAGGAGCUGCCUGUUACCAAGAAAGCAGCAGUUGAUGGCAAACGACAAGAAAUCAGCGUACUGGACUCCAAACGCAGCAACGCCAUAAACAUCGGCCUGACUGUUUUACCGCCCCCUCGUACUAUCAAGACGGCCAUUCUCAACUUUGACGAAUAUGCACUGAACAAAGAAGGCAUUGAGAAAAUCCUGACCAUGAUCCCCACGGAGGAAGAAAAGCAGAGGAUCCAAGAGGCUCAGCUGCUCAAUCCAGAAAUUCCCCUGGGCAGCGCUGAGCAGUUUCUUCUCAUCCUCUCCUCCAUCACCGAGCUGUCGGCGCGCCUGCAGCUGUGGGCCUUCAAGAUGGACUAUGAGCUUAUUGAGAAGGAAGUUGCGGAGCCCCUGCAGGAUCUUAAGGAAGGGAUGGACCAACUGGAGAAAAACACAACCCUCCGCUACAUUUUGACCACACUGUUAGCCAUUGGCAACUUCCUCAAUGGCACUAAUGCCAAAGGGUUUGAGCUGAGUUACCUCGAGAAAGUCCCUGAGGUGAAGGAUACGGUUCAUAAGCAGUCACUGCUGCACCACACCUGUGCCAUCGUCGUGGAGAAGUUUCCAGACAGCUCCGAUCUCUACUCUGAGAUUGGAGCCAUCACCCGCCUAAACAAGGUGGACUUUGACCAACUUCAAGACAAUCUGGCUCAGAUGGAGCGAAGGUGCAAAGCAUCCUGGGAUCACCUCAAGGUCAUCGCCAAACACGAGAUGAAACCGGCAUUGAAACAAAAAAUGUCCGACUUCCUCAAAGACUGCGCGGAGAGGAUUAUCAUUCUGAAAAUCGUACACAGGAGGAUAAUCAACAGGUUUCACGCCUUCCUAUUGUUCCUGGGCCAUCCGAUAUACGGUGUCCGCGACGUCAGCAUCCAUCGCUUCAGCAAGAUCCUGAGUGAGUUUGCACUGGAGUACCGCACAACCAGAGAGCGCGUUCUACAGCAGAAACAGAAGCGGGCCACCCAUCGCGAGAGGAAUAAGACCAGAGGAAAAAUGAUAACAGAUGGUGACGACGAAGAUGAAAGUGAGAGCGGUAAAUUUGGCGGCACCCGUUCCGACAUGCCCGAGAGCCAACCUCAGGGCAUCCAGUACGCAGAGGACACUGCCGAGCACGAGAACAUGAAGGCCGUGCUGAAGGGGAGCGCGCAGAGUGGAGACAGCGAGACGUCCACGGUGCCGGGCCUCCGAACUCGCACGCGAGCCAGCAGCACCAGAGCACACGUCCCGCCGUGGUGCAUCGCAAACGAUGACGCCAUCAACUGCACGGACGACACGGCCGACGAGAUCAUGGAGCGAAUCGUGCGGUCGGCCACUCAGGGGCCGGGUCCGAGGACGCAACCUCGCGAGAGGCGGCGCUCCAGAGUCAAUCGCAAAUCACUGAGGAGGACGCUGAAAAGUGGUUUGACAUCCGAGGAGGCCAACGUCCUGGGUUUUUCCGGUGGUCCUGACAUGCAGGUGUGAACAGGACUAGAGGAUACACAUUGACACAUCCUCGCCUCGUUCCCGUCCCAACUUGUUUGCGCUUCCUUGAGAAGAUGAGCGCCGCGUUGAGACCACUGAGCUUGGCUUCUGGCACAUCGCUCCUGCAGCUCUUGAACAGCGGAAGCAUUUUAUUGUUCUCCAGUGGUCAAUGUGAGAGAAACAAGUCCAAAGAUGUCACCUGCGUGUGUACAAUUACUACUGUGCUGCUAGCAUCUCUUGUGUAUUUACCUUGCGCUCCAGAAGGUUAUCGAUCGGCUGGCCGUCAAUUGAACGUGAAACACUUCACAAAAAAGAUGAACAGCGGCACAUUAGGACCCAAUUAAGUCAACCAGGUUGAGUAAAAUAGGUAAGUUGCUCGGCAGCAUGUGGCGCACAGCAUUUGCAUCUGUUGUCGCAGCUGCACAUAACAGUGCCUUUUUGAGACGCUUAUUUAUUGAAGGGAGAUUUUCAGGGACAUCCAAAUACACAAGGACCGAGCACGAGCUGCGAUGAUUUCUAAACAGUGUUCGGAUCGAUUCUGAAUGAAGCUAUUAUCUAUUUAUUAUGACAAGUCUUUCCCCAGCGCCUUACAUGUCAGUUCACGUGAACUGUAAGCGAAAAGUAUGAAAAACAAAGACAUCUCCUUUAACUGGCAGCACUGGAGAUUCUGUGGCAAGCACUCUCCUCUUUACAUUGAAUGUGAAAAAUCACCAUUUUACUUAUAUUUUUAAACAUCUAUGUUAAAGUGAUGUGAACGUGGUAAUUUUAAUUAACAAAAGUAGGACAGUUUAUCUCAUAAAUACUUUUUUUUCUUCCAUUUACAAGUUCAAAUUUGCCAUUUACAGGGUUCCCACGGGUCCGUAAAGUUCAUAAAAAUCCAUCAAAACAGUUAUGUUCUUAAUUGUCCUGUGAUCACUUCAGGCCAAUUCGUAUGUCAAAGGGUUAGCUGAUUGCUCCCAAUGAUUGGGGACAGAUUGGAACACCAGGUCAUGGAUAUGUGGCUUUCUGUAAAGCCCGCAUAUUGCUGAGUGGGCAUUAAAUCCACCGUGAAUCCCCUGGAUGGAGAAAAAGUCCUUAAAAAUGGCUACAUUAGCCCUCAAAAAGUUCCAUAAAUAAAAAGCGAAUGGAAGAGUGGGAACCCUGAAAUGGGAGCAUAGCCAUUGAGAAUUAAUCUAAAUGAAGAAAACACCAGCAUUAGAACUCAGUUCAGCACCUUAGAUUACAAGGGUAGCAUUCAAUGUACUACUUAGGGCAACUUUUUUUUUAACCAAACUGACAGUUGUGUAUUCAGGUCGAGUGAUGUAAAAUGUUUUGUUCCAAUUGUAGAAUAGUGUAUAAUAGAGUAAAAGCAGUAUUAUAAAUGUAAUUUAAAGCUUUGAAAUGAGUCCGUUUUGCAAGUUUGAAAUGAACGCUGUUUUUGUGCUCCAAACACUUGACUGCUUUGAAAUCAUUGCACUAAACUCUGCUACAUUCACACAAGCAUGGCAUAACAUGCGGCCAGGAACAAUGUCACUAUUUCAAUUAAAAUGCUUGUGAAAAUUC
Messenger RNA from Hippocampus zosterae (dwarf seahorse), 6650 nucleotides. RefSeq names its product formin homology 2 domain containing 3b (gene fhod3b). Bases 342 to 5108 code for a protein of 1588 amino acids. The transcript has 28 exons. Gene Ontology annotation, biological process: sarcomere organization; actin filament network formation; cardiac myofibril assembly. The record is from RefSeq and is a predicted model, not a curated record. Gene Ontology annotation, cellular component: cytoplasm; cytoskeleton. Gene Ontology annotation, molecular function: actin filament binding. NCBI's taxonomy places the organism in Eukaryota, Metazoa, Chordata, Actinopteri, Syngnathiformes, Syngnathidae.